This is a messenger RNA of Helicoverpa armigera (cotton bollworm), 6534 nucleotides long. RefSeq names its product spatacsin. The transcript is spliced from 15 exons. NCBI's taxonomy places the organism in Eukaryota, Metazoa, Arthropoda, Insecta, Lepidoptera, Noctuidae. Gene Ontology annotation, biological process: synaptic vesicle transport; axon extension; chemical synaptic transmission. Gene Ontology annotation, cellular component: cytoplasm; dendrite; synapse. The record is from RefSeq and is a predicted model, not a curated record. Bases 142 to 6030 code for a protein of 1962 amino acids.
UAAAGCAUUAAAAUUCAAAUUUAUUGGUGAAAAUAUGGUUUUAAUCAUGGUAUAUUUUUGUUUUGUGUAAAGAUUGUUGUUCAUUGUUCGAGUAUUUUGUCAAAUAACAAGCUCACCCGUGCAUCAAUGUCGUGUUAAAAUAUGGAGGGUUUAACACAAAAUGAGAAAAUUAUUUGGGUAUGUUGGAAAGAAAAGUCUCCGAGAGAUGUGGUCAGGGAGGCAGCUGCAAAAGGAACUCAUAUUGAACUGGCGAUCACGUAUCUCAAGGAGAAAAAUGGAUGGAAUGAAUCUACUGCUAGAGAAUGGUUUCUGGCGGAGGUAAAAGCCUGGACAGUCCAACUGCUCCUAAGAAAACAGAUCUUCAAAGUUUUGCAUGUUCUGAACAAAGUCAAAAUAAAUCCUGAGUUGCAUCUAAUGAUACUCGCCCAGGACUCGGCUCAGAUAGAAUACAGAGACUUUAUUGUUGAGCAUCUAGAGAAACUUUCCAAAGACAUGAAUAGUGAGAUCAUAGACAAAUGGCUUGAUUUCAAAAGACAUUGGAACUUGCUAAGAUAUCUUGAGAAAUCAUUUGAGAUUGAUGGAACAUUCAAACAAAACAAAGUCUUUGGAACAGGGAAAGACAGAAUAGUGGUUAAUGAGAGCGAAAUCAAAGCUUUGACUAUUGAAAAGAUUCAGAAGUAUCCUCCAGAAUGGAAAAGUAAAAUUGCCACGGCAUUGUUUUUUAAUUCUUUUGAGUUCUCCUUAUUAGACUUCUCAGGAACAUUAGAAAUGUGGAACUAUUUGGUGGUGAAUAACAAAGCGAUGAUCUUAGUCCGCUGGAUAAAUGUACAGACCUCGGAAGUAGUUCGAGACAUGAACGCGCGUUACAUCUUCUUCAACAACGAGGGAUUUGUUAAAAAGUUACUCAAUGUGGACACCAAAGGCUUUGACACACACGUUCUAGAGAGCUUAGACGAAAUAUUUCGCAAAUGGCCCGUCACUAACGAAAUGGUAGAAAAUGUCGCUAAAAGUAAUUGCUUUGCUUACACACAACUAUGCAUUUACGACACUUUGUGCUCGUACGGUAUUGUGAAUGAAAGCGAGCGAAACAACUUGUUUCUAAUUAUAUCGAGAUUAUCACGCACGCAGAACUUGAAACUCAUUGACGACAUCUUCACUGAAUCAUGUUCCACUAUCAGUAGACAGCACUUCUACGUAGAGCUAGCUAAGUAUUGCGUCAAGAACAAGUUAUAUAAAGUACUCACCUUAUGUGUGGAGGGUAAUAUAUUAGAUACGGACUUGUCAGACGUGGAAAAGGAGGCGAAAGAUUGCAUAGAACUGUGGUUACUCUUCAAAAGCAUUGAACAAACUUCUGAUAGACAGAGCCAUGUGCUACCAGUUUAUAAAACGUGCGUUCAAAUAGCUAACGAAAACAUCGAUGACUAUGUUUCUUCUAACCCACAUUUAGUCCUAGGAAUGAUUCUACUUGAGGAUGCCAAAAAGUUAUUUGAUAUUUUCUCCAAAGAAGACUUUUUACAAUUUAAAGACUUUAAACUGCCAAAUAUGAUGUACAAGGACAAGCUUCCUCAUUUGUAUAACGUCUACAAAAAAUAUACAGACGACAAUCAAUCGUAUGAGUCUAGAGACGUGAAUGUGUAUCAGUUGUUGUCUGGUUACCGUGGUUUAGAUGUGUCCAAAAUAUUUGAAUUCCAACUGGUCAAUCAAAACACAAACAGCUUGCUUAACGAUAAGCCUGAUAGACGCAGCUUGGGAAGUCUCUUAUCAAGCGACGUAGAUGUUAAAGCUGCCAGUAUAAAGGCUUUAUCCCAAAGAGCUAUGGAGAUGCCCGAUUUUGCAGAUGAGAAAUUGAUGAAGAAGUAUGGCUAUGUGGCCAAGUUGAACCACGUGUAUUACUUGAAACAGUACCGACCUUGUAACGCAAGUCAGGCGUUUGUGUCGCAGCAGUAUCAGACAUACAAUCGUUUACAGGAUAAAAGUGUAAAGAGCGCGUGUUGUGAGGCCCAUGCAUUGGCCUUGCAGUACUGGCAUGACGGCGCCAUGACCGCUUGCACAGUGUCCUUCAUAGCAAUGAUAGGAUGCAAUCCUACUAGAUGUAGAGUACACAUUUCGGCGGCUAAAAUGAUAAAGAACCACUUAAUGGAAUAUAAAGGAUACUCUGAAGAAAAGGCAAAUAAAACAGUAAACGAAUACAUGUCAAAACUGAUACAGAGUAAUGACGAAGCUGCUAAAGAGAUGUUGCAGUUCAUGGAAGAAAUAACACUGAUCAGGAUAUCUGAGAAGCAGAAGGCGGAUGGGAAAGUGGAUAUGUCGUUGGUUCUGUACGAAUCCCAGACCAUGGUGAAGUUUGCUACGUUGCAUAAACUGCCGUUGCCUGAACUGCAAUUACGAGAGUUUGUUAAGACCAACUCCUGGUUUAACUUUCUGCUUUUUGGCGAUGUCUUCCGUUAUCCCUUGGCUCAGAUGCUGCAGUUGUCGCAAGAAUUCGAGAAGAAGUCGUAUGCUGAACAUUUGAAACACAUUAUGCUGCACCGUACCGUGGAUGAUAGUGCCGAAAAAGAAAAUAAGGUGCCGACUAGUAAUGGGCAGCGACGUGUAUCGAGACUGAACUCCGUAGACAUAGGUUCUGUUCUGAUACAGAGUCCUAGUCCGACGCAGGGGGGUAGCUUCGAGUUCCCCAACAGCGCGUACAUGGGACGCGAGUUAUGGGAGGUGGCGGCCGCGUGUCACGGGCCUGAGGACCCGCCAGCCGCCUUGCUGAGGGCCGCUGAUAUCUGCAGGGAACCCCUGCUCGUUCUUAUUGCGAGUUGUUAUGAGCCGAACGCCGUAGACGUAUUAUGGCUGCAAUGGAUUCUAUCGUCCUUGUCUCCGAGUUCCCGGUCUCAAGACGUGCUGCAACAGUUGUUGACACAACAGCACGUGGCCGCCGAACAGUUCCAGAAAGUGGCUGAACUAUGCCUCUUGGAGGGGUAUGUUACCACGCUGCAUGAAGCUAUGGUCAUAUUCAUGCCGGAAAGUCCCCUUACCUUAUUCACAUCAUUCCUCCACCGCUGCAUUCGUCACCACUACUUUGACGGGGAGACCACAAAGUUGCUGACUCGUUUCCUACAACAUGCUCAACGCAAAUACAGUGUUGGCGGCAGUGGGGCACCCUGGCAACUGUCUAAGGACGCCCUCCAAAAAGUUUCUGUAUCCCUGGUCAAGAUUGCACUGAGCCAUAACUUCGAUAGCGCUUUCCAUCAAAGAGAAUUCCUCAAGUGCUUGGCUGUUAAUCAGUUCGAAAAGGGAUUCACUGUACCUACGCCAAACUUUUCAACGUUAUACGAAAUACUAAAAAUAUCUAUGGAGACUUCAUUAGCGGUUAAUAUAUCCAAAAUGCUGCAAGAUGACUCCCAACAAUAUUUAGAAGAAUGUGUUCAAAUGUACACAGCGAACAGAAAUUAUGACGUGGCUUUGAAAAUUGCUAAGCUUUCUGGAGUGCCUGUCAAUGGGAUUUUAAUAGCAGAAUGGACCCAUAAGUAUGAAAACCUUCUCGAAAAAGAAGAAAUGCUUGAUGAUAAAGCUAUAACUCUCUUCAUAGCGGAGUGUAGCGAGGCCUUCAAAAAAGCUGCCGUGACAUUUAAAGACGCUACAGAUUUUCUUGUGUCCCACGUAAACAACAUCUCAGAUACGACACAAAAGUUCUAUUCGUACAGAAUCAUUAUGAACUGGUUCGAAGAAAAUUUGGAAUACGGAAGAAGGCGGGAAGAGAUCGAACACCUAAUGUGGGACGCAUACUUCAAAAGCGAGUCCCAAAACAGCAUAUUCCUAAACAGUUACCAAAGUACUUUGCAUUUCAUAAUCAAUGGACAGAAAGACGCGAAUAUCUCCAAAAAGAUUGGCAUGGCCAACGCUGAGAAACCGUUUUCUUUGAGACUAGAUGAAAUAGAAAUUGAAUCGGAUGUCAGUAAUAUAGAAAACGUGGUUAUUUUAGAGGAGCCUGAAGCUAUCGACAAUUGGAGGCGUGUUAUGAACCAGCUGCUUGAACUAAAACUCUUGGUUGAUGCAUUUCGGUUAUCAGCGUUGUUUAAGAAUCCACCGGAAUAUAGGUACAGGCCUCCAGCGUGUCCCGUGCAAAUUGUCAGGACUUGCUUGAAGCUGGCUGAGGGAACUUGUUCACCGUAUGAGUUACCGCAAGAGUUGAGACUCGUGAUAUCGUCCCCGGUUUUGCAAAAUAAACUGUCAAUAUCAGGUAUAUCAGAUGCAAGUUUCGAGGAGCUGGUGGUGAUACAAGGAGAAAAACAAGAGAAUGUGCCAGAGAGCGCUCAUUUGGCGGCACGCGAGGAAGCCGACCGGUUGUCUGCCCUCGACGCUCUAGCCGUCAGAAGUGGACUUACUGUUGCCAAACAGGUAGCCAGCUACUUUCGCAUAGCACUUCAAAUCGGGUGGGACUACACAUCAGUGUUAAAAUAUCAGAACCGCGCUGUUGAUUUUAUCAACCUUGUGAGUGGUAGAGCCAGGAUGUCUCUUGCUAAUCUUGUGUUCAAAACCUUUAACAUUCCUUCGAAGCAGGUCGCUGAAUAUCUCUGCAAAGAAAUAGUAGCAGCUAUCAUAUCUCCCCAUCUAGUAAAAACCUCAGCAUUUAGACAAAAAGAGCACUUCCAAUAUACUCUAUGGGGUUACGCUUUAAACGCGGACAUAGAAAUGUUCCUCAACAUGCGACCGGACGCUUGCAGUCACAUCGGCAAACUGAUUCUAGACCACCUUAUGGCCUUUCAGAAGAUAUACAAAUGUACUGGAACUUCCAAACCACCUGACAAUACUUUUGAUGACAGCCGGUUAGACGUUGAAACUUUGAUAGACGAAGAAUAUCAGAACGUAGAAGGUGAUGAGGCAGAAUCAGUGUUGACUGAAGAAGGAACAAUACUUUCAGCUGAAACUGAAUCUGUGUAUUCGGUAUCUACCGUGUAUACUGUGUACAGUAAUAAAAUGUCCAGGGAUUGUAGAAGGAACUUGUUCGAUGUGAUCAAUAAGAAUAAUGUCCAUAUUCGCUAUGAAGUCAAGUCUAAUAUUAGGAAGAUUACUAAAGGAGCGAAGUUGUCGACGAAACAGGUAAACAUAAUCUGCCUCGAGCUCCUAGUAGUGGCACACGAGUGUUUUGCCUGCGCCUGCGACACAGAAGGCGUGGCCACCACGCUGCGAUCCGCGCAGGCGCUGACGGCGCGGCUGCUGGCUGCGAGGUCGUGGAGACUCAUGGUGCGGCUGUUAACUGGGUUAGCGAGGUACACCGAGUGUGCUUAUGUGUUUCAGGCGUUACGCGACAACCAUCAAUUCGAGUUCCUCCUCGGUCAAUUCGACUACAUGCUAGGCCAACAAGUGGACAAGAUAGCUGAGUUCAAACAAGGACUUCUAGAUUUCCUCAAGACUCACUGUCCGGGAGAUACAGACACGUACAUUAUGGUGGCUUUGCAUUUCAACAUGUACGCGGAAGCGGCCAGUGUUAAGAGAAAACAGGCUAUGAAUCUGAUAGAUGAUUUGGAGAAAAUGGCGCUGGAUUCUGCAAAGGCGACAUCCAAAAAACCAUUCCAACCGCCGACCUGGCUCCAAAUACACGACAACGUGCCAACUCGCUCGCUGCUCGACACAGCUUUGAUCCACUGCACGGAUGCGGCAGAAUUGUACCUACAGGGCGGAUGUACCGGCAUCGCGGGGGAAAUGGCGGCGCUUGCGCAACAGAUAGCGUUGCAAAUAUCGUUGUUAAAUGCUUCGCCAACGAGGCUUAUAUUGAAUAGGAGUACUGAGCAGAUGUAUAGGCUUGUGAGUGAAUAUUUGAGUUUCAUGGAAGGUCUGGUAUUGCUGGCUGGUCGCGGCGGCGAGGCGUGGCGCGAGCUGGCGUACCGCCGUGCGUUGACCAACGACCAGGCUUACCUGCGGGAUAUGGCCACCUACCGACCAGAUGUGGCGCAUGACUUCUUGAAUAGAUAUAAAAUGGAGAGAAAUAAAACGACUGUAUCUCAAGCGGCCAUGACAGAGCUACGCAACCUUUGCAGAUGAUAUAAACUCAAGUGAUGUACCCCGAGACAUAAAGAUCUCAACUGUAUGUAUAAUGCUCAUUUGUAACUAGAACUAAGAAUCAAAUAUUAUACCAAAUAUCAUUAAUAAAAUGCUUAAAUGCGUAUUUUUUAUCUGUUAUACUUCAUUUUAAAGUUUAUUGAAAGAAAUGUAAUUUAAAUCGAUCGCUGUGAUAAUUGUUUGACUCGACUGAUGAAUUUAAGUGUAUUUUUGUAUCGUGUUUAAAAUGUGUAAUAAAUAUUGUAAUGCUUAUUUGUUACUUUAAUAUAUAAAAUAUGAAAUAACAAUUAUAUUGCCCACCAUGAUAUCACUUGUAUUCAUAGUUCAGCUUAAAAGUGCAUGCUUUAUAGAUUUUAAGUAAGACCUCUCUCGCUUUUUUUAAGACAACAUUUUUUCUAUAGCUUAUCACGUUAGUAUUUGACACUGUAAUAUCUAAAUAUUAUAUCGAUAAAUACGAAAUGGGUAAUAAAAAGAUAUCAUACUUAA